This is a messenger RNA of Mizuhopecten yessoensis (Yesso scallop), 3099 nucleotides long. RefSeq names its product tripartite motif-containing protein 2-like. Gene Ontology annotation, molecular function: ubiquitin-protein transferase activity. NCBI's taxonomy places the organism in Eukaryota, Metazoa, Mollusca, Bivalvia, Pectinida, Pectinidae. The record is from RefSeq and is a predicted model, not a curated record. Gene Ontology annotation, cellular component: chromatin; nucleoplasm. The transcript is spliced from 2 exons. Bases 384 to 2432 code for a protein of 682 amino acids. Gene Ontology annotation, biological process: positive regulation of DNA-templated transcription.
AUCUAGUGAAAAUGAUAUUUUAAAAUAUUUUUCAAAAAUCAGUAAAAAAAUAUUUCAGGUACUGUUUUUUGGUUUGUCCAAGAAUAUGUGCAUUAAAUAGUUUUGAAACCCGCCUUUGAUUCCUAAAUAGAAAUCAUAUUUUAACCGAAGCAAUUAAAUGUUCACUUAUAUUGAUAAGGUUUUCUGAGUGAAUUUUAAAGUACAAAACGACUAAUAAAAUCCGGACCGGAUGAAACUCAGGCCGUACGUGCCGUAAUUUAGAACCGUAUCCCCCUUUGUGACGAGUAGAGGCGUGGCGGCGAAGGAGAGGACCGUACCGACGUUUCUGUCAAACUUUGUGGCUAUUGCGAAGAUAGAACACUAACAAAGACACGUCGGUCAGAAUGGCGGAUGGUGGAUCAGACUACGAACAGUCGUCGGUAGAUGGCGCCAUGCGUCAGUCCCUGGACUCCCACUUAUUGGAAUGUCCUAUCUGUCUGGAGCAGCUGCGACAACCGAAGUCACUGCCUUGUCUACAUUCGUUUUGUCUGGAAUGCCUGGGUAGCUACAUCACUAAGGAGUUGUCAGGUAAGAUGGCGUCAGCGUCUUCUUUCUCCUGUCCUGUGUGCCGGAAGGUCACUGAACCGAUGAACCAAUCAGAAUUCAAAGAGAGUUGGGCCGAGCAAUUCCCCACCAACAAUCUGGCAGUCGAAAUACUCCAGCAAUUACAAAAGACGGAUAAGUCGAUCACGUGCAAACCAUGCGAGACUAAAGGAAAUAAGAAUGUCCCGGCGAAGUUUUGGUGUAAACAUAACAACGCUUAUUUUUGUACAGACUGCAAAAUUAACGUUCAUGAUUUGCUUCAUGGAGAAUGUGAACCGCAAGACAUCUCUGAAGUAAACAUGUCGGCUUUACUACAACAGAAGGCCUCACUCACUGGAUGUGGGAAACACAAGGAGAAGAUGGAAUAUUACUGUGAAGAUCAUCAAAUUCUGGGAUGCAACAAAUGCAUUAUUGUCGAUCACCGGAAGUGUGAAGUGGUGACGUCAGCAGAGGAUUACCGGGACAAGUUGAGGAAAAGCUCUAACAUCGACGAUCUGCUGGAGGAACUUCGUAAAAGUGCAGUCGCCAUGGAAAUACUGAUAAAAGAUGUUGGAGAGCAACUUAAAACUAUGACACUAGAUCAGGACACUGCGCUGCAAAGUUUGACCGACAUACGCAAACAGAUUGACGAGCGGUUCGAUGUACUACAGAAAGAUCUCACAGACAAACUGAUAUCAGCCUUCAAAGAAGAAAAAGAAAACCUGGAGAUAUUGAGACAGCAAUGCGAACGGCUGAUGUUCUCUAUGCAGAACACGUUGAUGUCCUCCAAGGAUGCAGCUUUGAAAGAAGACAUUGUGGGGACGAUUAAUCUCUUCCAGAGAGGACAGGCGGAGGUCAAGUCCUGUAAGGAACUCGUAAAGGAGUUGGAGCGGUCGUCUAGAUCUACCAGUAUCAAACAUAAAUAUGAUCCGGACAUACUCUCAGUCGGCAACAACACCAGCCUCACGAUGGGGAAAAUAGUCGUUGAUCAACAACCGAGGAGACUGCCAUCAACUGUGUAUAGUAACAUAGUACCUUUGUCUGAACGUCAUUUGAAGAUGACGGGGAAGUUCUCUAUCAAAGUUCCAUCAGACAAGUCUGAAUAUUCCGCGUAUGGAGUUGUCUUACUGUCUGGUGGUCGUAUUGUUGUUGCAGACAAAGAAAAUAGAAAGAUGAAACUAUUUACAGAAAAAGGUGAUUUUAAAUUUGAGCUGGAACUUACGGAUGCAUCAUGUGAUCUUUGUCGAAUUGAUGACAACACUGUGGCAGCGAUACUGAUAGAUGUCAAAACAAUAUGUAUUGUCAAUGUCGGGGACUCAACCUUGACCGUUUCAUCGAAAAUCAAGAUUCCAAAGCUUGAUGAAAGCUGUCUUGGUGUCACAUACCACAACAACUAUUUCAUUGUCGGUACAACAGAAUCACUUUAUAGUGUACCAGCAAGCGGAGGUGAACCUAAAAAUCUUCUCACAUUUAAAUCACAAUGUUUGCACCUCGCAAGCAAUCAGAAGAAUGGACACGUCUUUGCUAGUAUCCAUACCUCUACCCCAGACGAGGUGGUCGUGAUCCGACUGUCUGACGAAGCACACACACAUGUACUGAAGGUCGGGCUGGUUAAAAGUACAACAGGAAUAGACGUGGACAGGGAGGGCAAUUUGUAUGUUUGUGGAAGUAGUUCAAACAACGUCAUACAGAUGUCUGGGGAUGGAAGAAACAUCAGGGAACUGCUGACGUCAUCAGAUGGAAUCAAACGACCGAGGGCCAUUUCUGUGUGGGAGGAUAGGAUAGUAAUUACAAACGGAUCGAAAUACCAAAAUAAUUUUGUACACAUGUUCCAGCUCGUCUGGAUGAUAGGACAUCCCGAUAAAGUAUAGACCGGUGAUAUAUAGGAUAAAGUAUAGACCGGUGAUAUAUAGGAUAAAGUAUAGACCGGUGAUAUAUAGGAUAAAGUAUAGACCGUUGAUGUAUAGGAUAAAGAAACUGGUCGUGUUUGGACGGAUUAUGUUAAUCAUUUCAGGACCAAAUCCCAUACAAGAAAACUUGACCCACAUGGCAAGUCAUAUACUAUAGAUGUUUAGGUUGUAGGGUUUAUGUUUACGUUAUCCUACGACCCUUCCACUAACUUAAAUGUAUCAUGUCUUGCCAAGUGUUAUGUAUAGUCAACGUGAUUUUGUGAAACAAGCUCGCGUCAAAUAUUGUAAGAAGAACUCGGCGCUAUGUACCAGACAUCUCCACCUGCACGUUUGAUAAAAGAUACAUAUAAAUACCAUAAUAGAGGAUCUGUGUAACUAGAACCAUGUCACUGAGAAAAGGGAAACAUUUCCAUCAGUGGUUGUAGUGAUGAUUGACAGUGUGUAUUGUUACGUAACUAUAGGCUGGAGUGACACGUGACAGUGUGUAUUGUGACGUAACUAUAGGCUGGAGUGACCAGUGACAAGUUGAACACUAUAAGUUUACACAGUGGUGGGGUCGACUGGCAAUUGCACAGCAUCAUUAAUGAUCAACUUUGACCUUAAAUAUGCAUAACACUAAUUAAGUCGG